AUGCCGUCCCUUCCGUUUUUCAGGACGGCCUCCGGCUCCGCCUCCCGCACAAUCAUGGCGGCAAGGUACAACUCGACCCAAGCUGGCAGCGGCCCAUCCUACGGCUCGGCAACCCGCUCAACCGUCCCUCCUCGUUCAACACAUGCGACGUACCACCCUGACGGCUAUGGCAUCUCGGAAGGCCUCAAGCGUGCACGCAAGCCCUAUCGCGUACGAAACAUCCUCACUGGCUCGCUGAUCAUGGGCUUCGCCACGAGCGUCUACUUCUACUCGAUCUCAAAGGUGAAGCAAGACGACUUCUCAGAUUUGGCCGAGAUCAGGGCACCCACUGCAACGGACUCGGCACCUGUUACCACCGAGUCGGACCACAAGCACAAAGUAUGA
Messenger RNA from Kalmanozyma brasiliensis GHG001, 384 nucleotides. Its product is annotated as Coiled-coil domain-containing protein 56. NCBI's taxonomy places the organism in Eukaryota, Fungi, Basidiomycota, Ustilaginomycetes, Ustilaginales. The transcript has 2 exons. The record is from RefSeq and is a predicted model, not a curated record. Bases 1 to 384 code for a protein of 127 amino acids. Gene Ontology annotation, biological process: mitochondrial respiratory chain complex IV assembly. Gene Ontology annotation, cellular component: mitochondrial inner membrane.